This is a messenger RNA of Argiope bruennichi, 459 nucleotides long. Its product is annotated as early growth response protein 1-like. The record is from RefSeq and is a predicted model, not a curated record. NCBI's taxonomy places the organism in Eukaryota, Metazoa, Arthropoda, Arachnida, Araneae, Araneidae. Gene Ontology annotation, biological process: regulation of transcription by RNA polymerase II. Gene Ontology annotation, molecular function: DNA-binding transcription factor activity; RNA polymerase II cis-regulatory region sequence-specific DNA binding. Bases 55 to 369 code for a protein of 104 amino acids. The transcript is spliced from 2 exons.
GAAGAAAGCCAUAAUGUCCAUUUUGUGAAUACUCAUCAAAUGUGUGUCAUUUAAAUGACCAUAGUAAUACACCCUGGCCAUGCAGAUUAUUCUGAAUUCAAGAUUGGAAAUGUCAAAUUUUACAAAUGCCAUUACUGUGAAUAUUCUUCUCCUGUUUCUACUAAUGUGAAAAAUCAUAUUUUGACGCACACUGGGGAGCGUCCUUUUGCUUGUUCUUAUUGUGACAAGGAUUUUAAUCGGAAACACCACUUGAUAACUCACAUGUUAACUCAUACUGGAAAACGCCCUUUCUCUUGUUCUGUAUGUGGUAAAAGUUUUAGCCAGAAAGCUCAUUUAAAAAGCCACAUGUUAACUCAUAUUGCAAAAUAAUUAUGAAACUGAAGAAAAUGGAAAGGCAAUAAAUAAAUGCCUUAACAUUUUUUCUGUAAUGCUAAUUUUUUACCAGGAUAAAAUUUGACA